Messenger RNA from Closterium sp. NIES-67, 5442 nucleotides. Lineage: Eukaryota; Viridiplantae; Streptophyta; Zygnematophyceae; Desmidiales; Closteriaceae. The record is from the annotation of a GenBank genome assembly.
AUGAUGCGCGUUCCGUAAGGUAGCCAUUGCGGUUCUGAGGCAGAGUCUCAUUUCUUAAGCCGCCGCUUCAUUUGAGGCAAAACAAGCCUUUUUGUUUCAUCAUUAUUCUUUCUUCCCUUGUGGCUAGUUUGGCAAGCCAACGUGGCGUCGGAGGAGUCGAAAAGUGACGGGGAAAACACCCUCUCAGCCUCUCGUAAAAAACGACCGUUGUGAAUUCGAGUAAUCUUGACGUCGUUUCACGCGCGAGCGAGCUCGUCAUUGGGCUUAUGGUGGUCAGUCAACACUGCAUUAGAUCGCCGAGUAGUGUCGUUGAACCACAGUACGUGCCGGGACACCACUUUAAGAUCACCUUACUGCUAGUCUGCCACCUCCUUUCGUUGCUGGAGGCCGUGUGUCAUCUGAAGCAUCGGACAAGUCGUUUCGCUUCCAUCCGUGCGCGAAGUUUGAGCGAAACCGUAACCGUUACUAGUUACGUGUGGUCGAUCUCGUUGACCCAUAACAUGUUCGCACAUCCAGGUUACGCCUAAGCCGACUCAAAAAGCACCCGCUGUACUCACGGCGCGUUCCCAUAUCGAAGCUGUGUUUAAGUAGACUCAGUACUCACUCCGUUGUCUACCCACGGUACGGUUGUCAAGUUCAGAAGUCGCCUCUAAUAAACCACGUCAUGUUCCUGUAUCGAGGUCCCAUUUAAGUCAAUCCAAUAGUCACCUUUAUCAAGCCACGGCGUCAUGUUCCCGUAUCGAGGGCUCGGCGGGAUCGCGCCGUCAACGGCGGCCGUCGCGGAGGCGUUUUCCGCCGCCUUCCAGUGCGCCUCAGAUUCGCCGGAUCCGGACACCGACGGGCCCGUGCGAAUCCAGGGGGCGAGGGUUCUAGGCCCCCUGGAUGAUUAUAUCGAAACUGACAAUAACGAGCCCGCGGAUGAUUUGGAGCCCAAGGCUGGUGAGGAGGGCUCAAGGGUGGGGGAAGAGCCACGUCAGCAGCAGCGUAAUGGUGUUGUCGGCAGCCGGUUUUUCGGGCAGCAGAGAAGUUCUGCAGGUGAUUCAAUAGGAAAAGGCGGGUCUCUAAACGAGGGUAUCCGUGUAGGACAAGAUGCUGGUAGGCCGUCGCAGCAGCGUGUGCGAUCUGUAAAUGGGAUUAUCACUAACGGGAAUGCUUGUAACGCGAAGCUUGGCAACGGCAACCGCAGCAGCAGCAUAGAGCCGGUGGCUAUUCCCAGACGUACGAUCAAGAUCAAACCACUCCAGCAGCUGCAGAAACCGAUCCCCCAGGCCGAGCGUGCUGCUGCUGCUGGUGCUGCUGCUGGUGCUGCUGCUGGUGCUGGUGGUGCUGCUGCUGCUGCUGGCGAGGAGGGGAGUGAAGACGCGGAGAAGAAAAGGGGAGUCCUCGUGCAAGGCGGAGGAGGGGGCAGUGUUGCAUCAGGCGGAGGCCCAUCCGCGUUAUCGUCUCCUCCGCUUCCGUCUAUUGACUCGUUCGCGCACACUCGCCGCCUCCAGAGCCUGUCGAACUUCAAGCCGCGGUCUCGGCUCCUAGGGCGACAGUCACAAGAAGGGGAGGUAGGCGAGAAGGAAGGCGCUGGCGGUGCUGGUGGUGGUGGUAACCCGUUAGGCAACAGCGCCGGGUCGUUUUCCAGCCAGGCCUCCCGACAGCAGCGGCUGCAACCGCGCGUGGUAGGAGGUUUCCGCCCUCCUAGACGGCUGAACGAGCCCAGAUUUUCAAAGGAAGGGGCUGGAGUGAAUGGGAUUGGUCUAAAUGCUCGGGAGGAUAGAUCGUGCACGACUGCUGGUACUGGAGCGUCCAGUAACGGGGAUGGGGUGCGUGCAGGGCCCAUGGGCGGGAGGGUUGAGGGUGAAUCUGCUGCUAGGGAAGGGUUUCGCAGGCUGCAGAGAGGUGGGCGGGGGGUUUCGGCCGGUAGUGCAGCCGCCGCCCCUGGUGUGAAUCCGGGGGGGAAUCAGCAAGUGGAGGAUGAUAUAGAAGGGUUUAGGGUUGCGGAAGGAGAGGGAGAGGGUUUUGGGCACGCAGAAAUGUUGACAGAUUCCUUGCCUGGAGGAGGUAUGGGAGCGGGAGGGAUUGAGGCUGAAGAGGCUGAGGGGGGAUUGCAGGGGAAGAGGAAGAGGCGGAAGAUCGUCCUGGUAGGCAGUGAUGGUGAUGACGAUGAUGGCAAUGAUGGCGAUUACGAGGAGGAGGAGGAGGAUGAGGAGAAGGAGGGGAAGCAAAGUUCAAUGUUCAACCGAGCCAACGAUGCGGGCAGUGGCGCUGCUGCCACCACAGCCGCCACAUCGGAUGCCAGGAGGUUCUUUGGAGUCAGGGGCCCGCAGCUCGCCCCCAGCAGCAGCGCAGCCGUCCAGAGGGCGGAAAAGGCCGAGCUGCGAGCGCGACUGCUGGCGCUGCACGCACCCAGCACGGGGUGGCGCUCUGCCAGGGACCCUGGGGCAGGUGAAGAGGCGGCAGCAGGCGCUGGGAGCAGAGGGAAGGGAGGGAAGGGGGUGGGAGGGAAUGGGGCCAGAGGGCAAGGUAGAGCGGGUUCGGGAGCAGCUGGGGGGAAAGCAUCUGGGGGGAAGGGGAAAGGGAAGAAGGGCGGGAGGAAAUCGGGGAAGGAUCGGUGGGAGGAGGACGAUGGGGAUAGCGAUGAUUGGAUUGUGGAGGAUGAUAUUGAGGAGGAGAUUGAGGAGGAAUUGGAGGAGCUCGAGGGGCUGGAGCUGGAGGACGAGGAGGAGGAGGAGUUCGGGGGGAGAGGGGCGAGAUUCGGCCGUGGAAAGCAGAAGAAGGGGGAGUGGGUGAGACGGUCUGGGAGGGCGAGAAGGCCGGCUAGGUAUGCUCAGAGCGAGGAGUGGGAGGGGGAGGAGGAGUGGGGGGAGGGCGGGGAGAGUGGGGGUGGGGGAGGAGCGGGAGGAGAGGAGAAGGAGGAGGAGGCGGUGGCGUUGACAAGGAGGAGUGUGCGUGCAGCAGCCAGGGCUGCAGGUAAAGGGAGAAGCGAGUGGGAGAAAUGGGAGGAGGAGGAGGCAGGGGGAGGGGUAGAGGAGGAGGAGGCGGAGGAAGAUGAGGAGGAGGAGGGAGAGGAGGAGGAGGAGGAGGAGGGGGGGGGGAGGGAGUAUAGGGAGAGGGAGGAGGAUGAGAGUGACCCCGUGCUAGAGGCUCUGAGGAAAUGCGAGCAGAUUGCAGCGGCGCUGAGAGAGAAGCUGCUGCUCUCUGCUGGGAGGAAACGAGGAGAUGAAAGGGAGGGGGGAAGGACGGGGAUGCUGGAGGGGGGGUAUGCGGAGACGGACGAGUCAGCGGCCAGGCUGAUAUCUCAGGAUGACGUGUCAGCGGCGUGUGGAGAGAGCGUGCAGCUCAAGGGGUACCAGCUGGUGGGGGUCAACUUCCUGCUGCUGCUGUAUCGACAGAAGGUCGGAGGAGCAAUCCUGGCUGACGAAAUGGGCCUUGGAAAGACCGUGCAGGCGGUGGUUCUGCUGGGGCUGCUCUCCCACUUGGAUAAAAAUCCCGGCCCCCAUCUAGUGGUGGCGCCAGCCUCCCUGCUGGACAACUGGCAGCGCGAGCUGCAGAUGUGGUGCCCGGGGCUCCGCGUGGUGCUCUACCACGGGGCAGAGAGGGCGAAGAUCAGACAGCUGUACGGGGGGAAGCGGGGGAAGAAGGGGAAGCGGGAGAGGCGGAGGGAGAAGGAGAGGAAGAGGAGGGGGGAGGGAGGAGGAGGCGAGGGAGGGGAGGAGGGGGAGGGGGAGGAGGGGGGGGGUGAGUUGGAGUUCAAUGUGGUGCUGACGUGCUACUCGCUGUUCGAGAGGGACAGUGCCGCCCAGAGGGAUGACCGGAAGUUUCUGCGCAGGUUCCGGUUCUCGUGCGUGCUCAUGGACGAGGCCCACCUGCUCAAGGACCGGAGCAGCCAGCGCACGUCCCGGUUGAGGCAGCUGGCACAGGCAGCUGACUAUAGGCUGAUGCUCACAGGCACUCCCCUACAGAACGACCUGCAGGAGCUCUGGUCUCUCCUCGAGUUUCUCAUGCCCGACAUAUUCACGACCCACCAGUGCGACAUCUCAGAGUACCUGGGCAAGAGGGACCAGCAGCCGUCCAAGGGAGGAGGGGCGGGAGCAGCGGACGAGGGGCUGAUUGGGCGCAUGAAGGCCAUUCUGGGGCCGUUUGUGCUGCGGCGGGUCAAGGCUGACGUCAUGAAGCAACUGGUGGCGAAGGUGCAGAAGGUCGAACUACUCUCUAUGGAGGGCCAGCAGGCAGCAGCCUACAGCGAAGCAGUGGAGCAGUAUAGAAAAGCGGUGGUGGCGAGGGGGGGGGGUGGGGGGGAAGAGGGAGAGGCAAAGGGGGAAGGGGGAAGCAGUGGUGGUGGGGGUGGGGGAGAUACGGCUGCCGUGGCAGCAGCAGCGGUGGAUGCCAUGCCGAGGAGGCAGCUGGCGAGCAUAUUCACACACCUGAGGAAGCUCGCCAACCACCCUCUGCUGGUGCGCCGCCUGUUCCCCGACCCGGCAAUCGAGGAGAUGGCUGAUGUGCUGCAUGGGCGGGGGGUGUUUGGGUUCGAGUGCAAGCGGCAGCGGGUGGUGGAGGAGCUUCAAGGCUACAGCGACUUCACUCUGAACCAGCUCUGUGAGGCGCACAACGACGCUCUUGCACACUUUCUGCUGUCUCGCCAGCAGUUCUUCGACUCCUGCAAGUGCCAGGCCCUCUCGUCCCUCCUGCCCCAGCUGCAAUCCGACGGCCAUCGCGUGCUGCUCUUCAGCCAGUGGACGGCUGUGCUUGACAUCCUGCAGCACGUGCUGGGGCUGCUGGGACUGAAGUUUCUACGGCUGGAUGGCAGCACGCAGGUGGUCCAGAGGCAAGCGCUCGUAGACGAGUUCAACCGCGAUCCCUCGGUGUUCGCCAUGCUGCUGUCGACCCGGGCAGGCGGGCAAGGUUUGAACCUGACCGGGGCAGACACGGUGAUUCUGCACGACGUGGAUUUCAACCCUCAGAUGGACCGGCAGGCGGAGGACAGAUGCCACCGCAUCGGACAGACCCGUCCUGUAACCGUCAUGCGUCUGGUGACGCGUGCCACAGUUGAUGAGGGCAUUUUGAACAUUGCCCAGCGGAAGCUCAGCUUGGAUGCUGCUUUGCUAAGUGGGGGUGGUGAAGGCGGGACUAUGAAUAAUAGGAAGGGGUCGGAGAAGGGCGCAGGAGGUUCAGAAGAAGCCCAGAGCAUGGCUGCUAUCUUAUCGUCAAUUCUUGCUUCGAAGUCUAGAGUGUUCUGAUGUGUUGCUCCGUUUCUAGUGCAUUUGAUAACCCAAGUGUAGUAGAAGAUGCUUGCUUACUAAGGUGGCCUUUGAUGUGUUGCAUCGCUCAUGUGGCAUGUAAGCAUCUCUCUUCGGCUCAUUCUUGGGGUUUCACUGGUGGUAAGGCUUGGGCCCAUAGUAGGCGGCCUAGGUACGGGUACGUUGAGCUUUCCAGUAAGAAAUCCUCAAUCGAAGG